Messenger RNA from Knipowitschia caucasica, 771 nucleotides. The record is from the annotation of a GenBank genome assembly. Lineage: Eukaryota; Metazoa; Chordata; Actinopteri; Gobiiformes; Gobiidae.
AUGUUGGUGCAGUUCUACACGGCCAUCAUCGAGUCCAUCCCCACCUCCUCCAUCACCUCCUCCAUCACCUCCUCCAUCACCUCCUCCAUCACCUCCUCCAUCACCUCCUCCAUCACCUCCUCAUCACCUCCUCCAUCACCUCCUCCAUCACCUCCACAUCACCUCCUCCAUCACCUCCUCCAUCACCUCCUCCAUCACCUCCUCAUCACCUCCUCCAUCACCUCCUCCAUCACCUCCUCCAUCUCCUCCUCAUCACCUCCUCCAUCACCUCCUCCAUCACCUCCUCCAUCACCUCCUCAUCACCUCCUCCAUCACCCCCCAUCACACCCCUCAUCACCUCCUCCAUCACCUCCUCCAUCACCUCCUCCAUCACCUCCUCCAUCACCUCCUCAUCACCUCCUCCAUCACCUCCUCAUCACCUCCUCCAUCACCUCCUCAUCACCUCCUCCAUCACCUCCUCAUCACCUCCUCCAUCACCUCCUCCAUCACCUCCUCCAUCACCCUCCUCAUCACCUCCUCCAUCACCCCCUCCAUCACCUCCUCCAUCACCAUCACCUCCUCCAUCACCUCCUCCAUCACCUCCUCCAUCACCUCCUCAUCACCUCCUCCAUCACCUCCUCAUCACCUCCUCCAUCACCUCCUCCAUCACCUCCUCCAUCACCUCCUCCAUCACCUCCUCCAUCACCUCCUCCAUCACCGUGUGGUUUGCUGGAGCCACAGUCAGGGACAAACAGAGACUACAGUGCAUUGUGCGCUCUGCAGAGGAAGUGA